This is a messenger RNA of Stomoxys calcitrans (stable fly), 1451 nucleotides long. Its product is annotated as histone H3.3A. The record is from RefSeq and is a predicted model, not a curated record. The transcript is spliced from 3 exons. Gene Ontology annotation, cellular component: nucleosome. Gene Ontology annotation, molecular function: DNA binding; structural constituent of chromatin; protein heterodimerization activity. NCBI's taxonomy places the organism in Eukaryota, Metazoa, Arthropoda, Insecta, Diptera, Muscidae. Bases 138 to 548 code for a protein of 136 amino acids.
CAUUCUAAGAGCACAAACGUCCGAAACCACAGCGAGAGAAAUCGUGUAACACGAACCAACAAAGAAUUUCACAAUAAUUAUCAAAAUAAAUUUUGUUAAAUAUUUUUUAAUAUUGUUAAGUAAAAUAACUUGUUGAAAUGGCCCGUACAAAGCAGACCGCCCGUAAAUCUACAGGAGGAAAAGCUCCCCGUAAACAAUUGGCCACAAAAGCGGCUCGUAAAUCAGCACCCUCAACCGGUGGUGUGAAGAAACCCCAUCGUUAUCGCCCCGGUACCGUGGCUCUGCGUGAAAUUCGUCGUUAUCAAAAAUCGACUGAAUUGCUGAUCCGCAAGUUGCCCUUCCAGCGCUUGGUUCGUGAAAUCGCUCAGGAUUUCAAAACCGAUUUGCGUUUCCAGUCUGCAGCUAUUGGUGCUCUGCAGGAAGCCUCUGAAGCUUAUUUGGUGGGUUUGUUUGAAGACACAAACUUGUGCGCUAUUCAUGCCAAGCGUGUCACCAUUAUGCCAAAGGACAUCCAAUUGGCCCGCCGCAUUCGUGGUGAACGUGCUUAAGCAGCUUGCAGCAGCAGCAACAUUAUUUUCAAUAUAUUAUUAAUGCAAGCUAAACAGCAGCAGCAGCAAGAAGAUAAAAAUUACAUUUCUUUUAUACAUUUUAUUAUUAUCUCUCUUAAUGAUUUAUCAUUUAUAUUAAUAACAAUAUAACAAUAUUCAAAAAAUUACAACAAAAAUAUUUUAUUAAAGAAAAUAAAAAAAACAAAGAUGAAAUCCAAACAACAUCUAUGGGAAGAAACCUUUUAACUUAGAUAUAAAAGAAACAAAGAAAUAAAUCAAACCACUUUAACAUACAAGAAUAUACACGUUUUAACAAUAUAAGAAAUAAUAAUUAAAUGACCUUAUAAAAACAACACAAACAACAAAAGAUAUAAGGUCAAAUAAUAAUAAAAUAUGUCUAUUAAGAAAAAUCCGUAAAUAACCCACAAUAAAUACAUAUGCAAAUAUGAUAUAUAUAUGUACUACAAUAUAUAUUACAUAAGCAAGCAGCAAAUAUGCGCAACCUAUAAGAAACCCAACAAAAUAUAUGCUUUAUAUUUAACAACAUCUUAAUAUAUGGAAACAUUUAAUUGAUUUAUAAUUAUUAUUCAAUCUUUACUAGCCAUGUAAGUUUUGUGACUGUACAAGAAGGCGGAUCAUUACUGAUCAAGAUAAAAUAAACAAAUUCGACCCAUUAUACGAAAGAGAAGAAAAGAAAAGAGUUACAAAUAUAUUUAAUGACAACUAGUUAUGUAAGCUUUGAUAAUUAUUAUAACAGAACAAAAGCAACAUCUUAAUUUAAAUUCCAAAAAAAAAACAAACACAAAUAAGAUACGAUCCGGAACAAAAAAAGAGGAUCCAAUAUUUAUAAAAUAUUUAAAUAAAAGUAAUUGACAACAACCACCACCCUCCUGUAAAAAGCAA